AUGAGCCUGCUUAGUAUAACUGUCCUCGGCGCCGCCUCUCCUGCUCCCAAGGCCCGACUGAUACCGUUGUUGGACAGGCCUUUCCGACCCUUUGUAUUGAAGAUUGAUUGCAACACUGCGUGGUGUCCCGUUCGCGCGUACAACAACAACAACAACAACAACAACAUGGCACCGUCGCUUCCGUCUUUUGUCGUGCGGCCGUUCACGCGCGGUGCCGACUUGGCCCGUGGAACAUUGGGCGGCCUAACGUGGGGCCCGGCUUUGGCAGUGGCCAAGCCCGCCAUUCUUUCGGUAUUCUCCAAGAUCGAGGUUGGGACAUUGCUAUUAGUAGACGAGCCUGCCAACACCCGGCUUGUUUACGGACAGAAGCUUGGAUCCAAGGGAGCGGAGCUUACCAAUGGAGAUCAUGCCAUCAGAAAAGCGGAUGCUAUACCCCGGGUCGAGGUGGUCGUGAAAGACGAGGCCUUCUGGAUGCGCCUAUUCCUCUUUGCGGAUAUGGGGUUUGCCGAGUCUUAUAUGUUGGGCGAGUUUGAUUGCGCAGACUUGACGGCUUUCUUCCAGUUGUUUAUCCUCAACCGGGACCAGAUGGGCAACGGCACAACGUGGUUCUCAUCGAUAUCCGGAGCCAUCACGAGCAUUGCGCGGAACACCAAUACGCUUUCCAACGCUCUGCUCAAUAUCUCGGCACACUAUGAUAUCAGCAAUGACAUGUUUGCCGCCUUCCUGUCGGACGACAUGACGUACUCAUGUCCGGUAUGGAAAACGCGGCGAGAGGACCGUCUGGGCGAGGAAACUCUGGAGCAGGCGCAAAUGACAAAGCUACAGCGGUUCAUCGACGGUGCAAAGAUCAAGGAGUCGGACCAUGUGCUGGAGAUUGGGACUGGAUGGGGUUCCUUUGCGAUCAGUGCGGUGCGUCAGACGGGCUGCCGCGUGACCAGCCUGACCCUGUCAAAAGAGCAGAAGCAACUGGCCGAAGACCGCAUACGAGAGGCCGGGUUCUCGAGCAGGAUCGAGGUGAAGCUGAUGGACUAUCGAAACCUGGCAGUCCCGGACAGACCAUUUGACAAGAUUGUGUCGAUCGAGAUGCUGGAGGCGGUGGGCAAAGAGUACCUGGCGACCUACUUCUCGCACAUGCACCGGUUGCUGAAGAAGAAGGGCGGCAUCGCCAUGUUUCAGUGCAUCACCAUGCCAGAGGGCCGAUACGAGGCCUACUCGAAGAGUGAAGAUUUCAUCAACAAGCACAUCUUCCCAGGAGGACACCUGCCGUGCACAACGCAGCUGUUGAACCACAUCAGCACCGAGUCCAAGGGGACACUGGUCAUUGAGAAGGUCGAGAACAUUGGUGGGCACUACGCCAAGACGCUGCGGCUGUGGAAGGAGAAGUUUCUCGACAACUUCGAGUCCAAAGUUGGCCCAGCUCUGAGACGUGAGCAUCCGAGCAUGUCAGAACGCGAGGUGGAAGUCUUCCGGAGAAAGUGGGAGUACUAUUUCACGUAUUGCGAGGCAGGCUUUGUCACCAAGACGCUGGGGGACGUGAUCAUCACGGUGGGACGCGAAGGGGCUUUGGAGCUGAUGGAGGAUGUUCCGGUGUAA
This is a messenger RNA of Neoarthrinium moseri, 1593 nucleotides long. RefSeq lists its product as uncharacterized. The coding region runs from base 1 to 1593 and encodes 530 amino acids. Lineage: Eukaryota; Fungi; Ascomycota; Sordariomycetes; Amphisphaeriales; Apiosporaceae. The record is from RefSeq and is a predicted model, not a curated record. The transcript has 5 exons.